Messenger RNA from Volvox carteri f. nagariensis, 1173 nucleotides. RefSeq lists its product as uncharacterized. The transcript is spliced from 2 exons. The record is from RefSeq and is a predicted model, not a curated record. The annotation marks the transcript as partial. Lineage: Eukaryota; Viridiplantae; Chlorophyta; Chlorophyceae; Chlamydomonadales; Volvocaceae.
AGCGUGCUUUUUGAGGAGACGCCAACGUCCCGCACGCUGCCUGCAAAUGAUAGCGAAAGCAGCGGCAGCGGAAGCGAUAGUGAUGAUGAGGACGAUGUGGCUAGCAGUAGUUGCAAGACUGCAGCCCCUCCCCGGCAAGGGGAGCAGUUUAGUCCGAGCGAGGCCGUAGAGGAUAGUCAAGGGAACGCGGCGAUUGGAGAUUCAGCUGAGUUGAAUGAGGGGGAGCCUAUGGUAGUUGGCGCAGCACCUGAGGCACCUGAGGAGGAACCCACGGCUACUGGCGGUGCAGCCGAUUCCGCCAAAGGGAAGCCUAAGACUACCAGCGGGACCACUAAGGGGAAACCUAAAGCUGUCGCGCAGUCGGUAACCAUGUUCCCUUUCCUCGGCUUAGAGGUCGCCCUAGUGGCAAUGUUCGCGGGCAUCGUUAUGAUGCCAGCUAAACGUAGAGUUGGUGACCAAGUGGUAGAGCUACAGAAGGUGCAUGCAGACUUGCACGCGCAGUUGACCGCAAUCGAACAAGCCGAUGACUACCAGAAGGCCGCCUCCUUGCUGGCCUCUGACCCUCUAGCACGUUUAAACAAGAAGAAAUUUUCUACCGCGAUGGGCCACGCCUGGGAUACCUGCGUCUCCUUGAAGAGUCAAAUGGCGAGUGUCAGCGCGCACAUUGCUCAACUGGAGAUGACCAUGGAGCAGCCAGCUAUGAAGGUUCUCGUCUCCGAUAAGUCUGGUCGCGUCAUGGAGCGCCCAUUUAAGGACCUGGACUACGUCAACGAUGGCUGGGUCAACAAGUCGGGCAAGGAGCACAAGGCGCUCAAGCGGGAGAACCGGGAGCUGAACCAAAUUUAUCAUGCCCUUCAGAAGGUCAACCGCAACCUGGAGGACGAACGCGAGGCGCGCCGCGACGAGGCCCCACCGGAGCAGAUUGAGGAGUUGGAGAAGGCAACUAACGACGCCAUCACCGAGGGUGAGAACUUGCUCACGGACCUGAACACGCGGCUGCGUAAGGCUAUGUUGGUGGGUUGGGAAACCGUUGAGUCGUUGGACCUCCCUGACUGCUGCAAGUCCGAGGAGGAGCGUAGCAAGCUGUUGUCCGCGCACAAGCGUGUUGUUGCUGAGAAGGAGUGUGAGCGCAGGGGUAACAAGCCCUCGGCGCAGAAGCCGUUCGGUGCGGGU